AUGGCCGUCUCUACACAUUUUCCGCUAUACUUUUUCACGCUCAUAUUUCUUGUGACAUUCGUUAUAACCGAAAAUUUGUUAGUCAUCGCAUCCGAACAAAAUAAAGAAAGUGAAUAUUUGCAAUUACUUGAAAGAAUUAAAACAGAAAUCGAAGAAAAUUCUUCAAUACAAAAUGGUGGCAUAAACAUUGACCCUGAAAUUUCUACCGAAUUAAGAGAAUGGAUAGCGGGUGUCACGAAACUUUGCAUAAGUGGAAAAGUCUCUUCGGUUUUUGAAGAAUUAGAACCACCAAGAGAAAUUAUAGAGUUGAUUAACUAUAUUGAUAAUUCUGGAACACGCCGCAAAGAUCAAGAAAAGGAAAUAGAUGUUUUGAAGGCUAACAUAAUAUUGGACACUAUUUAUGAUACCGUGGAUCGAGAUCUACCUUAUUUUCGAUCCGAAGAAGACUUUUCACCAUAUGCACCUCGUUAUUCACCAUUGCAAACAAUUCUCAGCUCCAUUGUAAUCCGUUCUCAGCAGACGAUAGACACAUAUUUAUCGACAUCCAUUUGUACCACGACGAACGAAACUUUUCAUAGACUUGCAGAUAAGUCGAUAUUCUACAAUUCUUUGUCAUCCGGCUUAUCAUCAUCAAUCCUGACUCAUGAUUCGAAGAAUUUCGGGUUCGGCAAAAAAACCAACGUGUUUGUCGAUACCAUAAGCACGCUUUCCAUCCAAAUUCACAUGAUCAAAUCUGUAGCAUCCUUGGCAAAUUUAGACACCAACGAUGACACAGUCAGAACAUUAGUUUAUCUAUGCAUCGCGUCUAACGGAAUAAAGAAUCCACUGACCAAAACAGCGAGAGAAUUGGCCAUGAUGACUAUGCAAAGGAUGGUGCCGAAUAUUCCGACUUCUGCUUUGAAAAUUAUCAAUAAACAAAUUUCUAUGAAAUUAAUUGAAAAGAAAGAGGGGGAAGAAGAAUUUGUUAACUGGGUCUCAACGAUUCCUUUUGCCGGAAAGUUGGCCAUGUUUGUCUGUGAUUCGAUGGCAACUUAUGGAGUUGGUAAAACCGCAAAAUAUUUAUUUUGUCCGUCAGAAAAAAUUCGAACUGAAGAUACCUCAAAAUCUUCACCUAAUAAUAAUGAACUUUAG
This is a messenger RNA of Acaulospora colombiana, 1131 nucleotides long. Lineage: Eukaryota; Fungi; Glomeromycota; Glomeromycetes; Diversisporales; Acaulosporaceae. The record is from the annotation of a GenBank genome assembly.